Messenger RNA from Tripterygium wilfordii, 945 nucleotides. Its product is annotated as CASP-like protein 5A2. The transcript has 3 exons. Gene Ontology annotation, cellular component: membrane. The coding region runs from base 197 to 739 and encodes 180 amino acids. Lineage: Eukaryota; Viridiplantae; Streptophyta; Magnoliopsida; Celastrales; Celastraceae. The record is from RefSeq and is a predicted model, not a curated record.
UUCUCUUCAACCCGAUCAUUUAAUGGUUCUCUGGAGAACGGGAAUGACUUCACUGUUUCAAUCCUCAACAUGAUUGAAAGAUUAGGGCUUUAGGGUUUUAGAUACCGUUUGAAUUCAAGUUGGGUUUUCUUUUUUGUGGGUUUUUUUUUUAGUCUUUGUAAUUGAAACCUGAAAGUUGUAGAAUUGGUAGCAAGAAAUGAAUGCGAGCCAGCCCGCGGUGCACCCAGUGGAGGCGCCGCCGUUGAGGGAGGGGGCAAUGAAUAAUGAACCGCCAAGGAUGAGGAUGAAGGACACUCAAGGGAUGCCAGGGACUGUCGGUGGCCUCGGUCUCCGUCUCUCUCAAUUCGUCUUUUCUCUGGUAUCGCUCUGCGUUAUGGUAUCCACCCCUGAUUUCAACUCCGUGACGGCUUUUAAUCACCUGGUGGUUGCUGUUAGCUUGCAAAAUGUGUGGAGCUUGUUCUUAGCAAUUCUUGAUAUUUAUGCCCUUUUAGUGAGACGGAGCCUGCGCAAUUAUUUGAUCACUCGUGUCUUUGCCAUUGGUGAUGGGAUUACAUCCACCCUUACCUUUGCUACUGCUAGUGCAUCUGCUGGCAUCACGGUCCUCGUUGCCAAUGAUCUUAAUAAAUGUGCUGGAAACCACUGUGCUAGCUUUGAGAGUGCUACAGCUAUGGCUUUUCUCAGCUGGAUGGUGUCGUUGCCCUCCUUCCUUUUGAACUUCUGGUCAUUGGCUUCUCAGUAAGAUCAUGGUUAAUAAAUAAGUGGUUACUGAACGACUCUGGUUUUGUAACUACUUCCUUGCUCCUAUGAUAUUCCACUGCUAAAGUCUGGCAUGUACAUACAUAAAAAUUUUGCUAGAAAAUGUUGGAACAGGCACAGUUUUCACAUCACAUGUAGUAAUUCUUUUUUUUUCUUCCAAGUAAUAUAAGGAUCUGAAUCUUUUCCAUC